Protopolystoma xenopodis is the source of this 732-nucleotide messenger RNA. Lineage: Eukaryota; Metazoa; Platyhelminthes; Monogenea; Polystomatidea; Polystomatidae. The record is from the annotation of a GenBank genome assembly.
AUGAGGUGUGGAGAGGUGUGGAGAGGUGGGGAGGGAGGAAGAGAGGCAGAAAGGCAGCGAAAGGGAGAGCGAGGGCAGAGUGAGAAGGCGGGGUGGCGAGUGAGUGUCCGGCCUCUUCAGUGCGUCACUUUGUGUGGCUGCGUCUGUCCGCGUCUGCCCAGUCCCAGUUGGCCGGCCAAAUGCAGCCCAUUGUACGUACAGACACAAGCGGACAGCGGUGAGGAUGUGGUGAAUGUGGAGGAAGGGAGGAGAAUUCGAGGCGGCGACGAGAGCGUCGACGUGUUUCUCGUCUCCACGCUCGAGGGAAGAGGCACGAGGCACGAGGGAGAAAAGAGGGGGAGGGGGCAAGAGGGCAAAAGGAAAGGGCGUCGCCGACUGACUCACUUCUGGAGGAUCCUCAUGCACGUGACCGGUGAGUCGUGGAGAGCAACGGCGGCGGCGGCGGAGGCGGCGGCGGCGGCGGCGGCGGUUGCGAUAGUGUCAAACGUGAACGGAGAAUCCGAGAGAGAGACUUUCCAAGGUGGUCACAGCGUGCGUCAGUGUGAGUGUGUCCGAGGUGGGCGACGCGACGCGACGCGGCGGCAACGGAGCAGCGCUGCCUAUUCUCGAUUGUCGCGUCCGGCAAACAGCAUCGUCUGCCCCACGUCUGACAUGGCAACGGCGGAGGAGGACGAUGACGACGUCGCAGAAGACGACGACGACGACGACGACGACGACGACAAUGACGGCGAC